Lentinula edodes (shiitake mushroom) is the source of this 1419-nucleotide messenger RNA. RefSeq lists its product as uncharacterized. Lineage: Eukaryota; Fungi; Basidiomycota; Agaricomycetes; Agaricales; Omphalotaceae. Bases 10 to 1419 code for a protein of 469 amino acids. The transcript has 2 exons. The record is from RefSeq and is a predicted model, not a curated record.
AAAUGUCUCAUGGCAAGAGUAAUUUCCAAUGCUCAUGAUACCUCUGUCUCGAUCCGGUUACUCCCCACCAUGGACCUCCCGUCUACACAAAGUAUCACCGGAUCUCCCUCCCCCUCCAUGCCCUCUCCGGGUCAUCCAACCCCUCUCACUUCACUUGCUCCAUUGGCGCGGUCUCAGGCUCAGAACACGUCCCCAAAUACUGGGGCAAGUGUAACAUCUUCUCACCAAAAUGCACCUACUGCAACUACCACACGCCAACCGGAUAUCCCAAUUCCAACUACGAAUGUCCGUAGCCUACAACGCCAGUCCAGUCGGACGUUCUCUACAGUUACUGCAUCACCCAAAGGCAAGGAACCUGCUGAACCACACCCUGAGGCAUGCUCUAGCUCAUCACCUGCUAUCGAGCCUGCUGAAAAAGAGGCCUUUGAGUCCCUCAAUCUCACUCCUCCGCCCCCAUCCGAAACUGCCACCCAAGCACGAAAUCGGACCAACGACAACGUCGCUCGUCUGGCUGUUUUUAUUCAUCACAUGCGCCAGGGUGCUGAAAGCGAACGUCGACUUGUUGUUGACAACAUGCAGGACCUAGCAGCGGUUCAAGCCUCCCUCCGUGAAGCCUUCGAUACUCGCAUGAAUGAGUCGGGGAUGUGCUCAGAUGUUCCAGUCUCUCAAGCACCAACAAUGCCUCCCACUCUCGCAGUCUUUGACGAGUGGAAGGACAUGCAUGAGGCAGUUCACACUAUUAUGGAGGUCAAUCGUGAACAUUCCAAUGUGACGAACCUACUCCAGUUACAAAUGGGGGAAGUUCGGGAUCGUGUUCCUGAACUGGAGAAAGAAAUUGCAGAGUUACGUGGUCGCCUAUCUCAAGCAACGCUGCACUCGCCGCCACCGCCGCUGCAACCCCUCCCUCCUCUUGCUUCCAAUCUGAUCCCUGCUGCUUCACUCUUUACAUCCCCCUAUUCAGCGAUGCCUAAACAUGCUACAGUGGACUUUGCCCAGCCUGCGGCUAAGCGUGCUCGCCACGAUCCUGCAUACACGGACGUCUUGGUAGAGGGGGUCAAGUCUGACGAAGGCACUGCUAGCCUUGUCAGGAAGAUACUUAAUGCGACAAACACUGCCUUUCCCACUGUGAUCGCAGGGUAUCGUAUGAACGACCCGAGUCUACCGCCUCAUGUCGUCGUUCGUUUCAAGGCAGCAGAUUCUGCUUCCCAAUUUGUGUGGAUUGUCACCGAGCGCUGCCCAAGAGGCCUUCAAGGCUGUCGUGUUUCACUUAUGCAGCGUCCCUCUCCUCAGUCUACGCACUCUUAUGAGUUCCUUCAGCCCAAGAAUAGUGGUGUUGGCAAUCAACAAAGCAUACGAGCCCCCGGUUAUGGUCCUCCGGAUGAUAUUUCCGGACUGGGAUCUGGUCCCAUGGGAUGGUGA